AUGCCGUCGUCCGCAAUGAAGCGCACGAGCUCCGUCUCCAACAUGAACCAGCCAUCGUCGCAAUUCCCUCCCAACCUCGCGCGCUCGCAGUCCGGAUCGCGCAUGUCGCUUGCGCCCGGUCGACCGAGCCAGCCCAUCUUCCAGCGCUCUUCAUCGGGCACAAAUCUCGCAGAGGGAUUCCAGUCCGUCCACCGCAACUCGACCAGCAAUGUCUUUGGCGCCAGCAGCGGCAGGAAGAGCUUUGCGCCCGGCGCGUCCGUCUUCCAGACACCUGCGCCGCUAUCAUCCGCCCCCAACUUCGAGCAGAGUGCCCAGCGCCGCAGCAGCGUGUUCAAGGCGCGCACUUCGCAUGGCUCGGGCUCGACGGGAAUCAAGCAGUCCUUCUUCCAGCAGGCGCCAAUGCCAGCGCAACCUCCGACCGAUCCACGACAACUCAAAGUUGCUGGCACUCGAGCUCAGAUGGCCCAAGAACUGCUUGAGUUCUUGACCCAUAACAACUUCGAAAUGGAGUCAAAGCACGUGCUUUCCAACAAGGCCAUGACAUCGCCGACUCAGAAGGAUUUCAACUGCAUGUUCCAGUGGUUGUACAACCGCAUCGACCCCAGCUACCGCUUCCAGAAGUCCAUUGACCAAGAAGUGCCGGUAUUGCUAAAGCAGAUGCGCUACCCCUUCGAAAAGUCCAUCAUGAAAUCGCAAAUCGCUGCCGUCGGCGGCAACAACUGGUCAACUUUCCUCGGUCUUCUGCACUGGAUGAUGCAGCUCGCGCGUCUCAUGCAAGCGUACGAAGCCGGAACGUAUGAUGAUGCAUGCUUCGAGGCGGGAUACGACGUGUCUGGAGACCGCAUCAUCUUCGACUUCUUGUCAGACGCAUAUAGCACAUGGUUGUCGGCAGAAGACGGGGAUGAAGACGAGAAUGACGAGGAAGUACAAGCACGCCUGAUUCAGCCGCAUGUCAACGCCAUGGCUACCAAGUUCGACGCUGCGAAUGCCCAGCAUCAUGAGCAAGUGAAGCUGCUUGAGGCUGAGCACAAGUAUCUCCAGGACCAGAUUGAGGAGCUCGGCAAAUCAGGACCCAGGAUCCAGAAGCUAGAAGAGCAGAUUCGCAUCCUCGAGGAAGACCGCGUCAAAUUCGAAAACUACAACAACUCCAUGGACGCAAAAGUGAAGAAGUACAACGAUCGCUGCCAGCUUCUCGAGAAGUCCAUCGAGGAAAUCGAAGCAGAGCUUGAGGCAUCAGAGAAGGAGCAACAAGAGCUCCAGGCCAUUAUCGACGGUCGUGGCAUGACCAUUGCGGAUAUCGACCGCAUGGCAAAUGAAAAGGACCGUCUGGACACUGCUUUACAAGCGACAUCAACAAGACUAGAGGACUCUAAGAAGCGUGUUGCUGAAAAGGAGCUUGGUGCAUCCCGGAAACUAGAUGAGCUUGAACAAACCAUCGAACGUUACAACAACCUUGGGUACCAGAUUGGUGUUAUACCUUCGACUGCAGUCAAUGCAAAGAAUCAGGAGUACGAGCUGGUCUUGACAAUCACCGACACGCCCAACUUCUCUGGAUCACAAAUGGGCAGCUCAUCACAGGAUUCUUCGGAUCGCUUGCUUCAUGAUUCGGGCACGGGCUACUCGCCACAUCAUCUCCUAAACCUAGACCUUCGGGGUACGGUAAAGAGUAAUAUCCUAACUCUUCGCAAAGAGAUUGCAGAGCGGAGAAACGCAGCGUUGGAAGCAGACAUGAAUAACCACGACCUCCUCGAUAAGAUCAAAGAAGCCAUGGACGACAAGCAAGCCGAGGUUGAAGCUCUGGGUCACCGUGUUGCUCAGGCUGAAGAAGAGUUGGAGAAGCUUCGCGAGAUCACCAACACGCAAAAGUCCCAGUCUGACGCACAGAUUGAGCGCAUGGAGAAGGAGCUGGGUCGCAUGCGCAGCGGUCUUGGCGAGUCUGUCCAGCUCAUGGUACAACGUGAAAUGGCUGUCAACAUUGAAUAUGAACAGCUGCAGCUUCGUGCCAAUGCCCUUCGUGAGGAGUUGCACACGGAAAUCGAGCGCAUGCUCGAUGACAUUGUGCGCUUCAAGCUUCAUGUUCAGAAGAACCUCGAAGACUACGAGCAGUUCAUCGCCGACGAAGUCGAGCGCAGCUGCGAAGAGCAAGACCUGCUCGCCCAGGGUGAAGAAGAAGAAAUGGCCGACGAGUCGUAG
This is a messenger RNA of Parastagonospora nodorum SN15, 2193 nucleotides long. RefSeq lists its product as hypothetical. The transcript has 2 exons. Gene Ontology annotation, biological process: attachment of mitotic spindle microtubules to kinetochore. The record is from RefSeq and is a predicted model, not a curated record. Gene Ontology annotation, cellular component: Ndc80 complex. The coding region runs from base 1 to 2193 and encodes 730 amino acids. Lineage: Eukaryota; Fungi; Ascomycota; Dothideomycetes; Pleosporales; Phaeosphaeriaceae.